AUGGAUGUUGAUGGUGCUAGGGGAAUCUACUUCAAUGAAGAAAUAGUUGUGGACAUCCUCAGCAGGCUAUCUGUGCGGUCUCUUCUUCGAUUCAAAUGUGUUUCGAAGUUUUGGAUGGCAUUGAUCUCCGAGCCUUGCUUUACGCUGAAGCAUCUCAAGCUUUCCAAGAAUAACCAAAAUUCCCCAAAAAUUCUUUUUCUUAAGAACAUGUUUUCCUUGCAUUUUUCCUCUUUAACACCAGCUUCUUUGUCGUCGACUCAAUUUACUGAGAAUGUACAAAAACUUGAUUGGCUUUAUGGCGGUAAACCAUGGAGUUGCAAGAUAUAUUGUUGCUACGAUGGCUUGGUUCUUGUGGGGGUUCGUAGAUAUGAUAAUACUAACCAUCUCAUACUUUUUCUAUGGAACCCUUCCACAAGAGAAUCGGUAGUACUUCCUAGUACAGAAUUUUUACCGCAAGAAGAUUAUACUUGCGGAUUGGGAUAUGACUCAACUAGUGGUGACUAUAUGAUCCUUAAGAUCAGUUACCAAUCAUGCAGUGAAAUUCUUGCAUUGAAAAGUGGUAUGUGGAGAAUAAUUGGUAAGCCUACUGGCAUUUACUCCUCGUGGUUGUCUGAUAUGGACUCUUUGGCUUUUGUACAUGGAGCAUUUCAUUGGCUUGGUUUGUCGCGGAAUGAUUCUGUGACUUCAUAUGAUAUUACAAAUGAGGUAUUCAAAGAAAUACCAUUGCUAGAUGGAAUGUUUGUGGUUCCCGACAUGAAAUACGUCAAACAUGGCCUUUCUGUUUUGGGAGAAAUGAUUUGUAUUUGUUCUACUCAUCGUGAUCAGUGGAAGUACAUUUUCAACGUAUGGAUAAUGAAAGACUAUGGUGUGAAGGAAUCUUGGAAUCGAUUUUUCACUAUACAAAGUGCUGAUCUUUAUUCUUUGGUACCAGAAUACAGGUUUUCAGAUGGUGAAGUGUUACUCCGUUGCAAGCAUUUUGACCGUUGUGGUUAUCUUUUUAAUACAACCAAAGAAUCAUCUGGUUUUUGGCCUCAAUAUCGUUCAGAAUGUAUUCAGAAUGGAUUUGUUUAUACAGAAAGCUUGAUCUCUCCAAAAUUACUUACAUAG
Messenger RNA from Capsicum annuum, 1107 nucleotides. Its product is annotated as F-box/kelch-repeat protein At3g23880-like. The transcript has a single exon. The record is from RefSeq and is a predicted model, not a curated record. The coding region runs from base 1 to 1107 and encodes 368 amino acids. Lineage: Eukaryota; Viridiplantae; Streptophyta; Magnoliopsida; Solanales; Solanaceae. Gene Ontology annotation, molecular function: protein binding.